UUUGUAAUAUUAGGUUUCUAUGAAUAACUAUACGUGAUGAACAAACUCAAUUGGGCAUACUUCCCAUAUAUAUUUCGACUUUGUUUGUUAGUGAUUUAAUAAGAUUAGUUAAUUAGUUUUGUCAGUGUUACUCAAUAACAAAACUCAUUAUGUCACUCUGUGUCUGUGACCUAUCCUUUUUCUGUUUUUAUUUGUACUUAAUUGAUAAUAGAUUGGCAGUUUUUUGAUUCUCCUGUAUGUUCAAUUAUUAAGUAUUCAAUUUUAAUGAUCUGUGUAAUGUAAAUCUUGAUGAUCGAUGGAAGUUUUGAUUAAAAUGAAUAUGGGAAAUUGUGGUAGUGAGAGGGAGACUACUUGUUUUGCUAAUGCCGGAUUAUUUAGCAGAUUGUCAUUUUGGUGGUUGAAUCCUUUGAUGAAAAAGGGUAAGAAGAAAACCCUUGAGGAUGAAGAUAUACCCAAGUUGCGUAAAAAAGAUCGAGCAGAGACUUGUUACUUGUUGUUCAUGGAACAACUGAACAAACAAAAGCUGUCUAAACCAUCUAUUGCACCUUCAGUGUUUUGGGCUAUUGUGUAUUGUUGCUGGAAGGAGAUUUUAAUAUCUGGGUUAUUUGCGUUGGUCAAGGUUCUCACUCUCGCUUCUGGACCUUUGUUUCUUACUGCUUUUAUUGAGAUUGCAGAAGGGAAGCAAGCUUUUAAACACGAAGGUUAUGUAUUGACUACUUUGUUGUUUUUGGUUAAAUGCUUAGAGUCCAUAUCACAGAGGCAGUGGUUCUUCCGAAGCAGAUUGAUGGGUAUUCAUGUCAGGUCCAUGCUUAUAGCAGCUAUAUAUAGAAAGCAGCUCAAGCUUUCCAUUGCUUCUAAAACAAAGCAUUCAACAGGUCAAAUUAUGAACUAUGUCACUGUAGAUGCUUACAGAGUAGGGGAAUUUCCUUUUAUGAUGCAUAGAACAUGGACAACGGGUCUUCAGAUCUGCCUUGGAUUGCUGAUUCUUGUCCGCGCUAUAAGACUCGCAACGGUAGCGGCAUUGGUUGUAAUUGUACUCACUGUGCUAGUCAAUAGUCCACUGGCCAAACUACAGCAUAAAUACCAGACUAAACUUGCGGUGUUACAAGAUAAGAGGCUGAAGGCUAUCUCUGAGGCUCUUAUGAACAUGAAGGUAUUGAAGCUGUAUGCAUGGGAGACGCAUUUUGAAAAUGUUAUUCGAGGACUUAGGAGGGAGGAAUACAAAUGCUUGUCAGCUUUGCAGCUUAGGAGAGGUUAUAAUAGCUUUCUGUUUUGGGCAACCCCUGUUUUGGUCUCGGUCGCAGCCUUUUGGGCUUGUUACUUACUUAAGAUUCCCUUAAGUGCUAGUAAUGUUUUCACUUUUGUUGUAACAUUACGCAUUGUCCAAGAGCCUAUUAGAUCAAUCCCUGAGGUUAUUGGAGUGGUUAUUAAUGCAAAAGUUGCAUUGAAACGGAUUGCAAAAUUUCUCUCUGCACCCGAAUUGCAGAAUGAAAACCUUAGUCACAAAAUAAAUUCAGAUGAAAUUAAAUACUCUAUUUUUAUUGAGUCGUCUGAUCUUUCAUGGGAGGAGAAUCAAUCAAAGCCCACGUUGAGAAGAAUAAACCUAGAAGUCAAACCUGGUGAAAAGAUUGCUAUAUGUGGAGAGGUUGGUGCUGGAAAAUCGACCUUAUUAGCAGCAGCUCUUGGAGAGGUUCCAAAGCUGGAGGGUAAGGUUCAAGUUCAUGGAAAGAUUGCCUAUGUUUCUCAAUCUGCAUGGAUCCAGUCAGGAAGUAUAUUAGAGAAUAUUCUGUUCGGAUGCACCAUGGAUAAGCAAAGAUAUCAAGAAACACUGGAAAAAUGUUCUCUGGUUAAGGACCUUGAAAUGUUACCUUUUGGUGAUCUCACUGAAAUAGGAGAAAGAGGAAUUAACUUGAGUGGUGGCCAGAAACAACGUAUACAACUUGCUCGCGCACUGUAUCAAGAUGCUGAUAUAUAUCUUCUGGAUGAUCCAUUUAGUGCAGUUGAUGCCACUACUGCUACAAGCCUUUUUAAUGAAUAUGUUGUGGGAGCUCUAGGAGGCAAGACGGUGUUACUCGUGACUCACCAAGUCGACUUCCUUCCUGCAUUUCAAUCUGUUCUGUUAAUGUCUGAUGGGAAAAUACUACAUGCAGCUCCCUAUCAUACGUUGUUGGGUUCUAGUAGGGAGUUUUGUGACCUUGUUGGUGCCCACAAUAAUACAAGUGGUUCUGAGGGGUUACGUAAGAUUAAGUCACCCAGCAGUGAUGGAAAUUCUGUGACAGAGAUUAAAAACAAUUAUUUUGAGAAACAGUUCGAGGUACCAGUAGGACACCAAUUAAUUAAGCAAGAAGAGAGAGAAUGUGGAGACACUGGUUUGAAGCCUUACCUACAGUACUUGAAUCAGAACAGGGGCGUUUUUUACUUAUCAUUGGCAAGUCUCGCGCAACUUGUUUUUAUGGCUGGCCAGAUAUUACAGAAUUAUUGGAUGGCUGCUAAUGUUCAGAAUCCCCGAGUCAGCAAAUUGAGACUUAUCAUAGUGUACUUGCUGAUUGGGUGUAGUUCUAUGUUCUUCUUGCUUGUUAGAUCUCUUUCUACCGUUGCUUUGAGUAUACAGUCAUCAAAGUCUUUAUUUUGUCAACUUUUGAACUCUCUUUUCCGUGCACCUAUAGCUUUUCAUGACUCUACACCUUUGGGAAGGAUACUAAGUCGGGUCUCUUCUGAUUUAAGUGUCGUAGACCUUGAUCUCGCAGUCAGCUUUGGACUGACCAUCUCGACGACUAUGAUGACUUACACCAAUCUUGGGGUAAUGGCUGUUAUUACUUGGCAAAGCUUAAUUGCCUCCAUACCGAUGGUGUACAUGGUGAUAUACUUGCAGAGAUAUUACUCCGCUUCUGCAAAAGAAUUGAUGCGAAUUGAUGGAACUACUAAGUCUAUGAUAGCAAACCAUCUCGGGGAAUCAAUAGCAGGAGCAACGAUAAUCAGAGCUUUUGGGGAGGAAGAUCGAUUCUUUUCUGAGAAUUUCGACCUCAUCGACAAAAAUGCUAGUCCUACUUUUCACACCUUCUCUGCAAAUGAGUGGUUGAUCCAGCGUUUGGAAACCUUGGGUACCAUUGUCCUUUGUUCCUCCGCACUUGUGAUGGUCUUGCUUCCUUCGGGAACUUUUGGUUCUGGAUUUGUUGGAAUGGCAUUAUCUUAUGGUCUUUCUUUGAAUGUGGUCCUUGUUUUUUCUACUCAAAGACAAUGUCAACUAGCAAAUCACAUCAUCUCUGUAGAAAGGCUAAACCAGUAUAUGCACAUAUCUAGUGAAGCCCCUGAAAUUAUAGUAGGAAACCGUCCUGAACUCAGUUGGCCUGCUGUUGGUAGAGUGGAGAUUCAUGGCUUGAAGAUCAGAUAUAGGCUGGAUACUCCCCUUGUUCUUCAAGGAAUCAGUUGCACCUUUGAAGGAGGGCACAAGAUAGGAAUUGUUGGCAGGACCGGUAGCGGGAAAACCACUCUCAUAAGUGCUUUGUUUCGUCUGGUGGAGCCAGAAGAGGGGAAAAUUAUCAUAGACGACCUUGACAUCUCCAAGAUUGGCCUUCAUGAUCUGAGGUCACGGUUAGGGAUCAUACCUCAAGAUCCUACUCUUUUUAAUGGUACCGUGAGAUACAAUUUAGAUCCUCUAUCUCAAUAUACGGACAAGGAAAUUUGGGAGGUAAUUGGAAAAUGCCAGCUUCAAGAGGCUGUUCAAGAGAAAGAAGAAGGUCUCUCAAGUUCAGUUUUACAAGAUGGAGCAAAUUGGAGCAUGGGACAGCGACAAUUAUUUUGUUUGGCUCGAGCUUUGCUUAGGAGAAGCCAGAUUUUGGUGCUUGAUGAGGCCACAGCUUCAAUUGACAACGCAACGGACUCCAUUCUCCAGAAAACCAUACGGACAGAGUUCGCUAACUGUACAGUGAUCACUGUGGCCCAUAGGAUUACGACUGUGAUGGACUGCACAAUGGUGCUAGCAAUUAGUGAUGGAAAGUUAGUUGAGUAUGAUGAGCCAAUGGAGUUGAUGAAGAGGGAAGAGUCUCUAUUUAGGCAGCUCGUCAAGGAAUACUGGUCUCACUUCCACUCUGCGGAUUCACGGUGAUUGGUGAAACUCACCAAUAUAAUUGUAAUUGUCCUUAAAGUUAUCGUCCUAGUAAUAUUAUCUUUACAGAAACAGUAUUGUUGUAAACACAUUGGUCAUCAUAUUAAGCCCGCGUUUAUUAGAUAUACAGUAAAUGAAUACUUGUUUUCCUGUUAAAAUUACAAACAUCUAUUUCCAA
Messenger RNA from Papaver somniferum (opium poppy), 4283 nucleotides. RefSeq names its product ABC transporter C family member 10-like. Lineage: Eukaryota; Viridiplantae; Streptophyta; Magnoliopsida; Ranunculales; Papaveraceae. Gene Ontology annotation, molecular function: ABC-type transporter activity; ATP binding; ATP hydrolysis activity. Gene Ontology annotation, biological process: transmembrane transport. Bases 296 to 4105 code for a protein of 1269 amino acids. The transcript is spliced from 11 exons. The record is from RefSeq and is a predicted model, not a curated record. Gene Ontology annotation, cellular component: vacuolar membrane; plant-type vacuole.